Messenger RNA from Ceratitis capitata (Mediterranean fruit fly), 1135 nucleotides. RefSeq names its product calcyphosin-like protein. Gene Ontology annotation, molecular function: calcium ion binding. The record is from RefSeq and is a predicted model, not a curated record. Bases 243 to 902 code for a protein of 219 amino acids. The transcript has 6 exons. NCBI's taxonomy places the organism in Eukaryota, Metazoa, Arthropoda, Insecta, Diptera, Tephritidae.
UACUGGCUUACUCAACGCUUUCCAACUUUAGUUUGUCUUUCAAAGCCGGCAGAGUAACAACAAGUAGAUCGCUCAGCAAAGCAAAACUUAUUGACAUAAAACUUAUUUAGCUACUCUUCAUAGACUCUCGUAUUUGGUGUUUUCCAAAUAAAUACGCUUUGGUCUAAAGUUAAAUUAUUUCCACACGGAAAAUUUAAUUGAAUAUUUUCUAAAAGUUCAAUAAUUUAGUUGUGUGUGAAAAAAUGUCCGAGGAAGCAGAUGUAACCAACCAAGAUCUCUACUCGUUGGAAGCCAAUUUGGUUAACAAGUCAAUGCGAGAACUGGCGAAUGGCGAGGAGAAAGAUCCAAUUACGAAAUUACGUUUGUUAUGUCUGAGUCGCGGUGCUACGGGCAUAGUCGGUUUGGGCAGAACUUUUCGCAAUAUGGACGAUGAUGGCAGCAAAGCGCUGAAUGAGGAAGAGUUCAUUAAUGGCAUACAUGAGACGGGUUUGGAUGUGUCUGAUGAGGAAAUUAAGGAGAUGUUUAAGUGUUUCGACGAAGAUGGCAGUGGCUCCGUUAAUAUGACUGAAUUCCUACUGAAACUGCGGCCACCGAUGCCGCAGUGUCGUCUAGACAUAAUCGAUCAAGCUUUUGCCAAAAUGGACAAGACCGGUGAUGGUGUUAUUACUUUGGAUGACUUGAAGAAUGUCUACUCGGUGAAAGAGCAUCCGAAAUAUCAGAGCGGUGAAAUGAGUGAAGAUGAAAUAUUGACAGAAUUUUUGAAUAAUUUCGAAGGUGGUCGUGGCAAUUUGGAUGGAAAGAUUACCAAAGAGGAGUUUGAGAAUUACUACGCCACCAUUAGCGCCUCCAUUGAUAAUGACAUGUUCUUUGAUUUGAUAAUGCGUCGUGCCUAUGCUUUGUAGAAUGUCUUUAUAUAACUGAUUUAUUUAUUUACUAGAAGAAACCGCGCUGCUUUACUAAUUAAGAACACAUAUAUAUUUAUUCAUUUUUAUUGUCUAGUACUCUCGAUUUUGUGUGUCUAAUGUUGUGAAUAUGUUUGUAGUACUCAAAAAUAUACGUAUACGAAGAAAGUCUUGAAAUAACUUUUAAAAAAUAUUUAAAUUAUAUAAAAUAUAUAUCUUUUAAAUAAAUAACA